Molecule: messenger RNA, 2621 nt
Organism: Xyrichtys novacula (pearly razorfish)
Lineage: Eukaryota; Metazoa; Chordata; Actinopteri; Labriformes; Labridae
Source: the annotation of a GenBank genome assembly
CUACUGCCACCUGCUGGAUGUCGGAACGGGAAAGUAAACCCGAACAUGGACGCCGAAAGCGAAAGUUUGCUCGAAAUUAUCCAACAAUAUUUUCAUGCAGGACACACAUAUGACGUUAUAGUCGACAUGUUGUCAACUAUUCACGGCAUUGGCAUGAGCGUUCGAACGCUGAAGACCUGCUUGAAAGAAGCUGGCUUCUUUAGACGCCGUAACUACUCCCCAAUAUUCGAGGUGAGGCGUGCAAUUCUGACCGAGCUUGAUGGACCAGGGCAACUAUUCGGAUAUCGGACUAUGUGGCAAGUCCUACAACAGAAACUUGGACUUCGUGUAAAACGUGACGUGGUAAUGAGGUUGCUCAGACAACUGAGCCCACAACGGACGGCUCUGAGGAGACGCAGGAGGUUCACACGGCGUACCUAUCACUCCAUGGGUCCAAACUAUAUAUGGCAUGUCGAUGGAUACGAUAAACUCAAACCAUUUGGCCUGGCUCUCUCUGGAUGCAUAGAUGGAUUUUCACGAAGAAUCAUGUGGCUUGUUUGUGGACCGUCAAACAACAAUCCAUCUGUCAUCGCUCACAACUACAUAAACUGCGUCAGGACUAUUGGUGUUGUUCCAAUGCGAUUACGAACUGACCUCGGAACAGAAAACGGAACAAUGGCAGCAAUACAAUGCACCCUCCGCCAUGGGCAUACGGACUAUUAUGCAGGCUUGUCCAGCCACAGUUACGGCUCAUCAACAGGGAAUCAGCGCAUCGAGUCGUGGUGGUCUUUUUUCAGAAGAGGAAGGUUGGUAAAUCUAUCAUUGAAAGGUGAAAUGUUUAUUGGUAACUGUAUAGUGAUCGACUGUGUUUGUCCACUGUUGAUUUUUCACUCCCAUGUCUGUCAUUGUGAGUAUUCACAUUAAAUAACAAACAGCUUUGCAUUAGCUUUAAUUCAGUGUUUCAAAUGUGUUCUUCAACUUUUUCAUAUGAAUACAAAGUGCAUAGAAAUGUUUCUACCGCCAAAAUGCAAUUAUAUCAGUGGCUGAAUACGUUUCCAGUCUGAUUUGUUCUGUGUGAAGUAAGUAACUUCAUGUCUAAUGUAUCCCCAGGUCUCAGUUUUGGAUGGACCUUUUUGGAGACCUGAGAGACUCUGGAUUUUUCAAUGGCAGCCACGAACACCAGUGUUUGCUGAGAUUUUGCUUCAGUAAAGUCCUUCAGAAAGACCUGGAUGAAUGCGUGGACCUGUGGAAUAAGCACCGGAUUCGUCCAAGCAGACCAGCAUCAUGUCCAGGAGGGAUCCCAAAUGAACUAUAUCUCUUGCCCCACAGGUAGUAAAGGUUUACAUCAGUGGUUCUCUCUAGUGGUCCUCUCCUCUCCUAUUCGUUCCUCUUCUUCCUCCAUGCUCUCCUCUCUCUCUCCUCUGCUUAUUCAAGGAGCAAAAGUUAGUACAAUCUUGUAUUUAGAGGCUCAGUCUCUGCGAUUGUUGAUAAAUGUUUCUGUGUAUCAUCUUUUUUUUCAGAUUUGGUUCAAGGGACUGUGGAUUAUUUGUUGAAGAUGCAGAGCUGGAUGUGUUUCCCGAGGCAAGACAAGAGAUUGAUUUUUACAGUGAUGCAGACAUUGAGGAAUACCUACAACAGGCUGUGGAACAAAACAGACUACAACAGCCACAAGACUGGAGGACAGCCUCAGACCUUUACACCACUCUGAAGCAAAUAGCUGGGCUGUAGAGACUGAGUCCCAGGUCCCUUUGGUCGGGCUGCUCUCCACUAUGUUUGUCCACUCAUCAGUCAGUUUAGGGGGGUCCAGCUGCUGGCACAGUCCUUACCCUGCUGCUCCAACCAGUGUUAACAGCCCUGCAGAUUGGCGUUUCCCCCGAUCUUCAGUGCCUAACCAUGUCUCCCUACUGUCAGUUGUGAGAAUGUGUAUAGUUAUAUUAAUAUGUGUAGAUGGUGGUGGGAGGCACUGGUUUUUGACUUAAAUUAUUUGAAAAAAAAGAGCAUUUUUUAACCACUUUAGUUGUUAUUCUAAAUUUUUAUGAAUCUUUGUGGACAAGAAUUGGGAAUACCUCAUUUUUUUGUAAACUGUGACAGGUAUAACUUUAUUAAACAUUUUUACUAAAACUGUACAGUGUCCAGCAGUUAUUUCAACAUUUUAAAUAAUAAUAAAAAAAUUAAAAUAAAUAAAGUUAUUGAGAGACGAAAAGAACCAGUAAUAAACAAAAGAAAACCAUAAAGGAUCCAGAUAAUAUAAUGGGUAAGCUGUGCAUACAGCUAACUGCACAGACUGAAAUAUAUGCAAGCCCUCACACAGGUGAACGUUAAACUAUGCAUGUAGCUAACUGCAGAGACAUAAGCCCUCACAAAGGUAAACAAAUCGCUUUUAUGCUUGAAAGGUUCCUAUGGCAGCUAAAAACAUCCAAAUCCUGGAGCAUUCUGGAUUCCAAACUCCAUGUUUGUCUUAAAGACUCUGUAAGUAUCCAAUAGCGGCAGCUUCAGAGUGUUUGUGCAGGUGCACGCCAUUGGAAAAGGAGAAUCGAUUAAAAACUCUAUACUUGGAGAGGGUGUCAUUCCAGCUGGUGGAAGCGCUGCUAAGCCACUGGCAAACAUAAGCACAUCUUCGAGGGACACUGCUGCCACUUUUU